AUGAUAAACCCGGAAAUAAACCCUGGUGUCGGAUGAAAUCUCUCUUUAGUGUUUAAGUGUAUAUUUACAUUGCUGAUUACGGUGUGCACGUCUUUGAAGUUAGGUUGUGAUCAGUCAUGCAAGUGACUCGGAGUCAGAUGUUGCAGUUUCUUUGUCUACUGUUCUGCGCAUCAUUUAUCGAGACGCGAUAUACACCCGACUGGGCCAGUUUGGACUCCAGACCUCUGCCUGAAUGGUACGACGAGGUGAAGUUCGGGAUCUUCGUUCACUGGGGGGUGUUUUCAGUGCCCGCGUUCGGCAGCGAGUGGUUCUGGUGGAACUGGAAGGGCGCAGAAAAUCCCGCCUAUGUCCAGUUCAUGAGCAAAAACCCGCCUGGAUUCAGCUACCCAUAUGGGUUUGCACCUGAUUUCCAUGCGCAGUUUUUUGAUCCCGACCAGUGGGCUGAUAUCUUCGAGGCUUCUGGAGCAAAAUAUGUGGUCCUCACAUCCAAACACCACGAAGGCUUUACAAACUGGGGGUCCCCGAACUCCUGGAACUGGAAUUCUGUUGAUACUGGACCUCACAGGGAUCUUGUUGCAGAUUUGGGUGCUGCGAUAAGAAAGAGGUCUCUGCAUUAUGGACUGUACAGCUCACUGUAUGAAUGGUUCAAUCCCCUCUACCUGAGUGACAAGCAGUCUGGUUUUAAGACCCAGGAGUUUGUUGAAAGAAAAGUCAUGCCAGAACUCCACAAUCUGGUUAACAGGUACAAGCCGGACUUGAUUUGGUCAGAUGGGGACUGGGAAGCACCUGACACUUAUUGGAACUCUACAGGAUUCCUAGCCUGGCUCUACAACGACAGUCCAGUCAAGGAUGUGGUGGUGACCAAUGACAGAUGGGGGGCGGGCUGUUAUUGUAAACAUGGAGGUUAUUACAACUGUGCUGACAAGUACACUCCUGAACAGCCUCCCAAACACAAGUGGGAGAAAUGCCAGUCAGUGGACACAUUAUCAUGGGGGUAUCGGCGAAAUAUAAAGCUAAGCGAUCUGAUGGAUCUACCAACCAUUAUAAAGGACAUGGUCUACGUGGUGGCAUUAGGGGGGAAUUACCUGUUAAAUGUGGGGCCCACAGCAGACGGCACGAUAGCACCUGUCUUUGAGGAACGUCUCAGAGGGAUUGGAGCCUGGAUGAAGGUCAAUGGUGAAGCCAUCUAUGCAACUAAGCCUUGGAGAGUUCAGGCUGAGAAUGCUACAGUUCCUGUCUGGUAUACGUCAAAACACAGCACUGUGUAUGCGAUAUUCACCUCCAAUCCCAUGCAGACCACCUUUAUGCUUUCAGCGCCCAAAACCUCAUACAACACAGUGGUGACUUUGUUGGGGAACCCUGAGCCUCUGAAAUGGGCUCCUCUGGAAACAUCAGGAUUUAUUGUUGUGCUGCCCGAUCUACCCUUCUCACCCGCUGAAGCCUGGACCCUCAAGCUGGAUAAGGUGGCCUAAAGCCUUUAAACCAUUUUGUAGAUUUUAAUGAGACUCUCAGGGAUGUGAUUUUCCUUUUUGAAGAGUAUUGCACAUGUGAAUGGCCUUAAAGCAUUUCACAGUUUGCUUAAUAACUGUUUGUUUACAAAUGCAUUCAUGCAUCUGUAUGCAUGGAUUGCUCCCAACCUAGCAGUUGUGUGCAGAAAACCUUUAGCAUUUCAGUCAAGCACCAAAUGAGAGUAAAAAUUGUUGAUGGUGAGUAUAUUAAACUCUACACACAGUUGAUGUGAUUUAUCAAAUCUCUAAGGCUUUGAUUUUAAUUUCCAUCUUCUCCAAAUUUUAAAAUCAAAACAGCAUUGUAUUGUAAUUUUCCAGUUCACUGUUAUUAUUACAAUAGUAAUAUAGUUAGGGGCCAAAAACUUGGGGGUGCUUUUGUGACUUUUUGUGUGCCUUAAUAUGCUCAAAAACUGAAAAUUGGCACACAUGUUGGAAUACGUGGGCAUCAGGGAAACUGGAAAAUGUAUUAUAACUUCCUCAUACAUGGUCGGGUUUUGAUCAAACUUCACUGAUUUGUUUGUUGUAUGAGGCUGAUCACAGAUGUAACUAUUAGAAGUCAAAGUUUUAGGGCCACAAACUGGCAGCAGGAAGAAUGUCAUUUUUAAAAUGCUUCUUUUACUCGAUUUGCUUCAGACUUCAUCAGAAUAAUGUCAAAACCCUACAAGUGUAAAACUGGAUUGUUUUCAUACUCUUCCUAGGACAAUCAUGCAAUUCACACCAAGCUUUGUCAACAUGAUGUCAACAGAUUAAAGAUGCUAAAUUGGGAACUUUUUUUUGGAUAUCUUGAAUGUUGUUGUAAUUGUGAUUUAUUAAAGGGCAAAUAAGGGAAAGUGCAUUAUCAAAACGUUAUACAUACAGAGAACAAGUCAUUCUGAUUAAACUUGCUUAGUUUCAUGAAUUUACAAUGCUCUUGGUUCUAAUAGCAAAUUAAAAACAUUAGACAUUUCAAAUGUACAAACAUUUGUACUGUACACACUAAAAAACGCUGGGUUAAAAACAACCCAACUUGGGUUAUUUUGACCCAGCAUGUUGGGUUAAAUGUUUUUACCACACAUGAUGGGUUGUUUUAUUAAAGUCAACUAUUGUUUAAACAUUAUUAUAUUGCUGGCUUAAAAUGGACUGGAACUUAAAAAGAACACACAGAAUUACUAGAGGCAACAGAAAUAAUCAAUAAUAAUAAUCUGGGUAAAAAAUAUUAAAAAUAACCCAAUCAAAUGACCAAACAAGCAUUUGGGUUAAAAAAAUAACCCAGCACCUGGGUAAAAAUAUUGAAAUCAACCCAGUAAAAUGACCCAAUAGGCUGAACCCAGCACCCAGCAAAAAUGCCCCAGCAUUUUUUUUUUUAGAGUGUGCUGGUAAUAUAAUUUUAUAUAAUUGUUUCACAAAUGCUUAAAGACAAAUUUUCCUGAUGCCACCUGGGGCUUGGGCGCGUCAUCGCUGCUAGCAGCUAUAUAAACAUGUUUCUUUGAUUUUUUUUUUUUUUUUUUUUUUUUUUUUACUGCACUGAUCACAUUUUUGUAAUGAAUUUGUUUUAAGAAAGUUUUGUAUAAAGUUUUUAUUGUAUAGAAUUUGAUUGC
Messenger RNA from Labeo rohita (rohu), 3085 nucleotides. RefSeq names its product tissue alpha-L-fucosidase-like. Gene Ontology annotation, molecular function: alpha-L-fucosidase activity. Gene Ontology annotation, cellular component: lysosome. Lineage: Eukaryota; Metazoa; Chordata; Actinopteri; Cypriniformes; Cyprinidae. Gene Ontology annotation, biological process: glycoside catabolic process; fucose metabolic process. The record is from RefSeq and is a predicted model, not a curated record.